Lobosporangium transversale is the source of this 381-nucleotide messenger RNA. RefSeq lists its product as hypothetical. The record is from RefSeq and is a predicted model, not a curated record. Gene Ontology annotation, molecular function: nucleic acid binding. Lineage: Eukaryota; Fungi; Mortierellomycota; Mortierellomycetes; Mortierellales; Mortierellaceae. The transcript is spliced from 5 exons. Bases 1 to 381 code for a protein of 126 amino acids. Gene Ontology annotation, biological process: tRNA splicing, via endonucleolytic cleavage and ligation.
AUGGAGUGCCUUGCAUUGCAUCCAAAGUUUCAUGAAAUAAGAGAAGAAUGUUUAUCGUUUCCGGAUCACGCUGAACAGUUGCUCCAGAUUUAUCUAGAUCUUACUCAGGCCAAGGAUUUCGAGAACGUGCAUGUUAUUAAAGCGCCCUUGCUUGGAAGAUGCUUAAUUGAAGGAACGCAUCCUGAUAAUGGCCUCCAAUACAUGAUUUUACCCGCGCAUACAUCCGAGGAAUGGUCAGUUGCCAAAAUGGAGUUUUUGUUCGAUGCUCUACAACAGGAACAGGACCUGCGACUGAAAGAUGCAGCGAAAUCAAAGAUAACAAUUGGUCUCAUUACGACUGAUUCCACCGUCACCUACCUGAAUUUGACUCGCGGACUCUAA